AUGGGCAUCACUCAUUGUGAUCGUACUCAAGAAAAAUGGUUUGGACAUCCGAAUGUGCUUGUCGACUACCGAAUUGUCAAUGGAUUCAUUACGUUGUCCAAUUACCCUCUACCGUUGAUAGAUGAUCUGCUGGUUGGAUUUGAAGAUGUCAUGUGGUUCAUGAGUUUGGGUAUAGCGAGUGAUUCUUGGGCAAUCAAGAUGUCCGAAAGAGCAAAGCUGAUAUCGGCGUUUGUUUGCCCAUUCGGACAUUUCCAAUGGACUCGUAUGCCAUUCGAACUCAAUAAUGCACCACUGAUAUACCAGUCGGUUAUCAACAAUUGUCGGUGGGGAUUUGUGGGACUGCCUCCGGAAGAAGAAGCAGAAGUCGAUCAAGAUGUCGUGGAUUUGCUAGGUUUGGAUCCUACAGAUAAUCAAGAAUCCGAAAGGGGGCGUCCAAACGACGAAGUAAAGGGACUCACAGACUCCAUGACGGUUUUCCAAAGGAAUAUUCUCAUGCCUUCACACAUCGGUCCAGUGCUAGGACGCAGCUCUUAUAUCGACCCAUGGCGCGAAAACAUGGAACCAACUUUCUUACCAAAAAGCGAGUUUGGAAAACGGUUGAUCCCCUAUCUGUCCCACAAAGUUAGUGCAGAAGUUAUCCGAGCGACCCCAAAAGUUGCGAAGGGUGUUAUGGAUUUACCGUUUCCCAAAUCCCACAAAGGUAUACUAUCGUUUCUCGGAAGUCUAAACUACUAUCACAAGUUCAUCGAAGACUUUCCGGUAGUGGCAGCAGUUCUUUAUGAACUUUCAGAAGACCAGAUACGUCAGGGACGAGAUCUUUCACGAGCUCAUGAAUCUUUCGAAAUGCUCAAAAGGAAAAUCGUUGCGACACCCGUGUUAAGACACGCGGAUGUCCAGAAGACAUUUGUGGUAAUUCCGCACGCGAACCGUUGGGCUGCUUGUACAGUCAUAGGACAAGAAUACGGCGGGAAGAUACAACCCGUUCGGAACACGGGACGCGUUUUGAAUGAUGCCGAGCUCCGGUAUCACAUUGCUGAGAAGGAGGUAAUUGCUAUCCUGAGGGCGUUGCAAGUCUUUCGGGCGAUUCUGGAAGGCCGACAACUGAUCGUCUACACCAGAUAUUCUGUUCUGAAUCUAAGUCAGCAGACAGAAGGUGCGUUCCUUGGGGAGUCACGCUUUCACAUUGGGAUAUCGAAAUCCGGAAAGUCCAAAAAGGACGAAGACGGACUUGCAGCCAUCAUGGUUUCGACGGUGCCGCAAAGCUCUCCAUCAAGAAAGGAAGCUGAGGUUGUGUGUUAUGGCAACUACCCGAAUGUCACGGUAAACGAUGCUGAGUACCAUGGACUUCUCAAAGGACUCGAGAUGACCAUUGGAAUGAGGUUGCAAGAUUUGGUCGCAGUUGGAGAUUCUCGAAUUGUUCUUCGACAGGUUCAAGGACUGAUCAACUGCAAUCAACCACAUCUCCAAAGGCAUCUUGCCAAAGUUGAGCUACUGAAAGAGAAGUUCGGAUCGUUACGUCUGGCCGCCGAUUAUUUGAUCACAAAGACUCUGAUUCUGGAUGAGUCAUGGGACAUUACAGACACGGUGGAGAUUGCACAUUUGGAGCAUGUGUCAAAGAUCGCAGAGAAACUCAUGAAGGUGGAAGGUUCCGAGUUGAAAUCUGGAGUUGAUCCAACUUCUGGGGAAACACUGUCAAGAGACGUCGAACAGCCUACUGCAGAGUCAGGUCCAUUGACAAAAUCAGCCCUCGUGCUCGCAGCAGUAAGGCGUUCCAGAGGCCAAGCCGAAUUCACUUCGAGGGACCGACUUAUGGACCCUUUGGAAUUCCAAGCUGAACGAUGGCGACGCAUUCGAGUGCAUCAGAAUGCAGAUGAAUACCUGUCAGAGAUCAAAGACUUUCUGAAGGAGGACUUCGAGAAGGUUUUGCCCAGAAGACUGAGAAAGAUUACCAAGGUUGCCGAUCUAUUUGUACUUGACACUAGGGAUGUGUUGCAUCGACUAGCUUGCUCGACUCGUGAUCGCCCGCGUGACUUUCAGGAUGAACCUCGACUCGUCGUUCCAAAAGCACUCCGGGACGAUGUUUUACAUUACGGUUACGAAGAUUUCCAAGGAGGUCACCAAGGCAUCACAAGGACCCAUACGAAGUUAUGUUCAGAAUUCUAUUGGCCUGGCAUGUACGCGGAUGUAGAACACUUUGUGCAAGAGUGCGUUGAUUGCGCAAGUGGAAAAGGAAAACCUCCAAACGCUGGACAAUCGCCCGGUAAUAUCGAACCCCGACAACCUUUUGAAGUUGUGUCGAUGGACUUCGUGACGCAUAUGCCGAAGUCCGAUCGAGGGAACACGUUUUUGCUACUGUUCCAAGAUAUGUUUUCGGGAUAUGUAAUGUGCAAACCUAUGGAUUCAACCACCACUCAAGAUGUCGCGGAAGCUUACGAAGAACGUGUAUUUCGGAACUUUGGAGCAAGUUCGAUGAUUCGGCACGAUCAAGACCCCCGUUUCAUGAGCGAGCCGUCAAAGGGCCACUUUGGGAUACCGACCCCAAGCAAACAGACAACAGGAACGAUCUGUCCAAACGGUUGUCAGGGGGGACGAAAAGUUCAGAGAGAUUAUGACUAUGCGAAAGCGUGUGCCGAGGACUUGCAGAACAAAGCCCGACGACAUCGUUCCGACCUCCAAACGCAAAAGUGGAAGGAGUUAUCCGAACGCCUGAAAUCAGGAUUUCAGAAAGGAGACGCCGUAUGGUUAUACAUCCCAAAAGUGCAGACUGGACUAAGUAAGACGUUGGCGCACUUAUGUAAUGGGCCUUUUCGAAUUGAUGAAGUGUUAGACGAUUUCAGGGUGAAGCUGAAAGUUGACAGUACCGGUUACCGAGUCAAUCCUCGUCUGAAACCAAGAGCCUUGUUUCCCAAAAGACCGACAGUCACUGUGGAUGUGGAUGAAGAAGAUGAAUUUUAUGCUGCGCUACUCCCAGAAGACAGUUGGGAAGACGAUGCCCAAAAGGAUGAGAACGAGGUUGAGAAGAUUUUGGAUCUUCGAUGGUCUAAGAAAACUCGGAUAUCUAAAAGGUGUCAAGAGUACCUUGUCAAAUGGAAGAGUUAUGACGAUCCAGAAUGGCUUCCUGCAUCUCAACUGAAUUGUGGAGCAUUACUCUAUGAGUUUAACCAAGGUGCACGCGCUAGAGCCCGCUUUCAAAGUAUGCAAGCUGGUGACGACCACCCUCGGAGCUAA
Phytophthora megakarya is the source of this 3228-nucleotide messenger RNA. Lineage: Eukaryota; Oomycota; Peronosporomycetes; Peronosporales; Peronosporaceae. The record is from the annotation of a GenBank genome assembly.